Pimephales promelas (fathead minnow) is the source of this 2332-nucleotide messenger RNA. RefSeq lists its product as uncharacterized. NCBI's taxonomy places the organism in Eukaryota, Metazoa, Chordata, Actinopteri, Cypriniformes, Leuciscidae. The record is from RefSeq and is a predicted model, not a curated record.
UCUCUCUCUCUCUCUCUCUGUUUAGGGUAGUAGAGCAGGUGCUGUGGGUUGCAUGUGAUGAAAGACUUUGACCUUGAUGCGACUCAACACCAUGAGUUUUUGUGUUCAUUAGUUAAUUAUUAUUUCAACAUUAUUUGGUCUUUUUUCUUCACCUGAGUUCUGCCGUUCUGAGGGCUAUGCAAUUGAAAUAAGGUGAAAUUACACAAGGAACAGCGAAAAGUCCUUUACAAAACGCCAGGAGCGUUCACGUCACCGCUUUCAUUGUGUUGAAUCAAUGAAAGAUCUGCGUUUCCAGUGAAGUAGAAGAACAGAACGCUUUCAUGAAUAUUAAUCUGGAUUAAUUUUCUGUGGGGAAGUUUUGAAAAUGAAGUUUCUCUUCUAUUUUUUCGCAGUGAUCUUGUUUUUACUCGACAACGGUUCGUCUGGUGCUGAUACAGAUGACGUGUCAUUGUCAGUGAUGGAGGGAGAUUCAGUCACUUUAAACACUGGUGUUCAAACAAACCAACAAGAAGUUAUCAAAUGGUAUUUUAAUGACACUCGAAUCGCUCAAAUCAGUGGAGAUCUCAGUGAUAUCUGUACGGAUGUUCAGUGUGAAGACGGAGAUGAGAGAUUCAGAGACAGACUGAAGCUGGAUAAUCAGACUGGAUCUCUGACCAUCACACACACCACAUACUCUGGACUUUAUGAACUGAAGAUCAUCACCAGCAGAAGCAGCAGUGACAAGAUCUUCAGGCUUUCUGUCACGGGUGUUUCUGCUGCUGAACUAUAUGAAGUGAAUAAGGGAGAAUCUGUUACUUUAGAUCCUGGUGUAAUAAAAAACCCAAAUGAUUCAAUGAAGUGGUAUUUUAAUGAUAUUCUCAUCGCUGAAAUCACUGGAGAUCAGAGUCAGAUCUGUACAGAUGUUCAGUGUAAAGAGAGAUUCAGAGACAGACUGGAGCUGGAUAAUCAGACUGGAUCUCUGAACAUCACACACACCACAAACACACACUCUGGAGUUUAUAAACUACUGAUCAUCUUCAUCAACAGCAGCUUCAGCAUCACUACAGUGAAGAGAUUCAGUCUUUCUGUCAUUGAUGUUGUUCCAGAUUCAGGUCUGUCUUCAGUAGCUGUUGCAGGAAUAGUUGUUGCUGUUCUGCUGGUGCUUGUUGUUGCUGCUGGUGUGAUUUACUGGUGUGAUCGUUGUCACCACAGGAGCCAUGCAUCAGUACAACGAAAUCCGCCGACUGAAGAAGUUCUAUGAGAUUUACCGUACAAAAAUGCACUUAUAAGAACAGUGGAUGGUGCUGAUGUUAUAGUCCUUUGAGGAGAAGGACACUCAGAUUCAGGCUGAGACUGACAAUCAAAUAUAAUUUAUAUUUUUAAUACUUUUUUGAAAGAUGCACUGAAGAGAAUUAGGAAAUGAGUAAAGUUCAUAAUUUAUACCUUUCGACCCCGAUGCUUCCCUAUACCACGCAUUGUUUCUCUUCCAAUUUACAUUUUUUCAUAUGUAGCUUUCGCGUGCAUAUGAUAAGCACUUUAUUGUGUGUAAUCCACACCACUAUGUAGAAUAGAUAUUUAGGCUACCCCACACCACUACUAAACCUAAACACUACUAAGCUCAUUUUCACAUGUAAAUUGCAGGAGAAAUACAAUAUGAGACGUGCUGUAGACACACAUUUAGUGUGGUUGGGUUGUGUUUCCAGAUGGAGUAUUUCAGGAAUCCAUUUUUCCAUAAAGGUCACCACAGCCCGACCCUCUGUCUUCUCGGGAAGGCCUUUUCCUGAUUGCCUAUCUAUUGAUUUCUUUACUGCAGAGAGCACAUGUAAGAUUUUUUUUUGGAAAUUUAACAACAGGCUACUUUUAGAUCAGAAUUUUGUGCACUCUUUCACUUAUUUCUGGGAGAUCUGGAGAGAGAGUAAAACAAAGUAUACUUCCCUGAGCCAGUGGUGGGAUAUUGGCAAAACUCAGAUUAAAUUGUUUUGCCAGAGUUAUUCUGCUUACAAUAAAAGUUUUCUGGACAAGAAGAUGGAACAGCUUGAACAGGAAAUACUACUUCUCAAUUUUGAAGGGGACCGUGACGCUGAGUCUUUGAAACAGAAUAAAUUUCUUUUGAGGAAUCUACUGGAAGAAAGAGCCCAGGAGACGCUGAUUCGUGCACGAUUCGCAUCUUUUAAUAGCAUGGACUCUCCUACUUCAUUCUUUUUUAACUUUGAGAAGAAGACUGUGGAUAAGAAGAUUUUAGGCUGUUUGAAACUUCCAGAGGGGAGGAAAGUUAAUAGCUGUGUCUGAAAUCGCUCCCUAUCCACUAUAUAGUGCACUAUAUCGGGUGUCGGCCAUUUUGUAGUGGUGUCCG